This is a messenger RNA of Acaulospora morrowiae, 1631 nucleotides long. The record is from the annotation of a GenBank genome assembly. Lineage: Eukaryota; Fungi; Glomeromycota; Glomeromycetes; Diversisporales; Acaulosporaceae.
CUUCGCGUAAAACGGACCAAACCAUGUUGGAUGCCUUUAACAAGAAAUACUCUGAACACAGCUCAUUUAGACCAACAGGAAAAAGCUUAAACUCACUUCCAACUUUUGGAAUUCAACAUUUCUUUGGCCAGGUGACCUACAGCUCCACCGGUUUCCUAGAAAAAAACAUUGAUAAUCUCAGUGCCGAUUUUGUCUCACUCUUUCGUGACACUGGUGGUGAAAUCGCACCUUCCAACAACGGCUUUAUCACUGAUCUUUUCACCGAUAAAGCCUUCGCGACUGAAUCUCACCCACGCAACGGCAACACGAUUGUCGCAGCUCAGCAAUCCGUUAAACCCAUGCGUGCACCUUCUAUGCGUCGUAAGAAGAACACACCCGCAUCCGAUGAAUCUUCGAUACCAAAGGUCACAUGCGUUGCCGCUCAAGUUGCAUCAGCUUUAAAUGAACUAUGCGAGACUCUCGAGGAGACGCAACCUUGGUAUGUUUUUUGUAUUCGACCUAAUGACACCCAGCUGCCGAAUCAAUUUGAUCAAAGGGUGGUGAACUCCCAGGUUAAAUCGUUCGGACUACCAGAGAUUGCAAAGAGACUUCAGGUGGAAUAUGUUGUGAGCUAUCAACAUCAAGAGUUUAUUGAAAGAUACGCGACGAUAUUAGAUUCAAUGGGGUUAGAACGUUACGAAGAUUCAAGAGCUAAGUGCGAGGCCGUGGGUAAAGGCUUCGGUUGGGAAGAUACGGAUGCUGUGAUUGGGCAGAAUAAGAUUUAUUUAAGCGAGAGAUCAUGGCGGAAGCUAGAGGACGAUCUCAGGAGCAUGGAUAGCGAUGAUAAACGACGGAAAAAAGAAAAGAAAACGCCCGUGGUAUCUUCAAAUGAUUAUGCGCGUAGCGAGGAUCAACUAUAUCAGAAUCAGCAUUCUUCAAAUCAAGAUUUAUUGGAGAAGCCUCGUCGUGCUUCUCCGCCAAGGAAUUAUGAUCAACGAUCUUUCCAUUCCGGAGACGACAAUCGUUCAAACCUUUCCGAGGACGACUAUUAUCAGGAUGAAGCCUAUAGCACAUAUGACGAUAACACUUCCACAUACGGAUCCGAUGUUUAUGCACCAUCACGUAAUAUGUUCAUGGAGAUGGAGAGGAAAAAUAUGUUACCUGAUGAGGAGAAGAUGAUAGAGGAGGAACCUGAAGAACCCCGUGUGACCACGCCAGCACGUAAGAAAUGGGUAUUCCUCACAUGGCUACUUACUUGGUGGAUUCCUUCUUGUUUCUUGAGCUGUUGUGGCAUGAAACGUAAAGACGUUAGAAUGGCAUGGCGUGAAAAAGUUGCACUAUGUAUUGUCAUAUUGUUUUUGUCAUGUGUGGUGAUAUUUGUCCUCGCGUUCUUGGGCUUAUUAAUUUGCCCACGGGUGUACAUAUUUAACGACUCCGAGGUACAAUCUCACAAUUUCCAGGAUAGUCCUGACAGCACCUACGUGUCGAUUCGCGGGGAAGUCUACCUGUUGAGUUCGUUCGCUCCUCGUCACUAUCCACCCCUCAUUGAUCAAAAAUCAAUUUUGGCCUAUGGUGGAACAGACGCUACCAAGCUGUUUCCCGUUCAAGUUAGCGCUCUUUGUAGUGGGACGCAAGGAUCAGUUGAUCCCUCG